Messenger RNA from Marchantia polymorpha subsp. ruderalis, 4100 nucleotides. NCBI's taxonomy places the organism in Eukaryota, Viridiplantae, Streptophyta, Marchantiopsida, Marchantiales, Marchantiaceae. The record is from the annotation of a GenBank genome assembly.
UCGAAAGCGCUGGCUGGCUCGGUUCGAGCCCUGGUGCGUGGGCGCUCUCUUUGCCUCGAGGGGUGCAUGAUUUCUCAACUUGCUUGCUCAUUCGGCACAUCACACCCUCGGCACCCAGCUGCGACAGAAACCCUUAAUCUCCUGGUGCACUCCGUGCAGUGGAUAUUGAAGCUCGUACGUCGCGUUGCAUCCACGCGAUUUUUACCUUGGCUGGCGCGAUGAUCGUUUUAUUUGGAAUUGGAUUUUUUUCAUCGAAGCUCGGAGUUCGUACUUUCGUCAGUCUAAGCUGCCCAUGAUUCUUGUGUGAACUGGCAAUUACGCUAGCGAUGAGUUGACCGCAGCCAGCUUCCGACCCCUUGUUGUCAGCUGAAUUCUGGCGAACUAAUCAGCGGGGUCGAGCGAUGGCUUGCUCUUCGAAUUGGGUCGCUCAUGUCGACGUCUAUGUGGAUCCUGAUUGUUCGACUAGCAAACAGGUCGAUAGUCGGAAUGCGAUAUCAAAGUUGUUGCUCGACAAAACCAUCACAAUUCAACAGCUGGUCCUUGUGGCGGGGAAGUACUUGACUUCCAAUGACAACGCGAUCCGGGCAAGAGGAUUGUUAUUACUAGCAGAGUUACUAGAGGACCUGGCAAAUACACCUAUGGAAGACACUGCCAUUCAUAGUCUCGCGUCUUUCUUCUCGAACCGACUUCAAGAUUGGCACUCCUUGCGUCCAGCUUUGAUUGGUUCCAUUGCCCUAGCAAGAAGACCUAAGCGAGUUGGAGCGGUCCAACCAGAGGACGCGGAGACGCUGGGCAGGUCUAUAAUAGAACAGCUUGAUGUCCAGGCUCUAAGUCAGAAAGAUCGGAUGCUCUCUUUGGAAUUGUACGAAUCACUCCUCACCCUGCAUGUCUCAUCUAUGGAGCCACUGGGUCCCGAGUUAGUUCUCGGAAUCAUAGCUGCCAUAGAGGAAGAGAAGGAUCCAAGGUGCAUAUUGGUCGCGUUUCGUCUCGUUGAGAAACUGGCUUCGAUUUUCCCAGAACCAGAUGGCCCUUUUGGAGAAAAUGCAGAGGAUAUCUUCGACAUUGUUAGUCGAUACUUUCCAAUCUCAUUCAAUACGCCUCAAGAUCCUCGAGGGAUUACUCGGGAGGACCUAAGUUCUGCAUUAUUGAAAGUCUUUACAGCAACUCCCUUGUUUGCUCCGUUUUGCUUCCCUGUGUUGCUGGAAAAGCUAUCGUCAACUCUUAAAAGAGCCAAGCUGGACGCUUUAAAUUACAUUGGUCACUGUGCACUCUCCUAUGAUCCUGAAGCGUUGUCAGAGCAUGCUGGUGACAUCUGGACGGGUUUGAAGUCUGAAAUUUUUCGACAAGAGGACGGAGUCUCCGAUCAGAAAGAUUCCCUUAUCCUUGAGGAGGCCUUUUCUUGUUUUGCUCGCUGCAUAGAGGCCUCACAAAAGGUUAGGACCAAUGAGGACGAUAUUACGGGAGAUUUCAUGAAACUAGUACUGGAAGACGACUGCGUUGUGGGGUUUUUGAGACGGGUGAAGAAUGAACUGGAUCAGGAAAUAGAUCCUGGAGACGGGAUCAAAACGUAUGCUUUGACGACAGAUGCACAGCUGCAGGCUGUCGGCCGGUUAUUAGGCGCUGCCGCAAGAGCGAGUUGUACUUCCUGUUACAUUGUGACGAAAACUUUUCUAUCCUCUCUUCUACCUUCAGUUGAAGUAGUUAGUCCCAAGUCCUCUGAUCAUCAAUCCUCUGAGAGUGUAGCUGCCAAAGGACAUAGCAUAUCUUUGGAGGCUGGUUUAUCGCUAACAGGACUGGAAGCUGUAAUAUUUGUCCUUGAAGGGGCGAGACAUUUGGCUAAUGUUCUAGCAGAUUCUUCGAAUCCAAGUUCAUCUGAAUUCGCCUUGAAGUACUGGUUGGACCCAGUCAUACUCGCUGCGCCGGUUCUGAUAGAUACGUUCUCCCGUGUCGUGGCGAGUGGAGUCGUGACAACAGUUCUAAAACUCGGUGUGGCUGGGCUGCAGGCUUUGGCAUCAUAUCCUGCUACUUUGUCACCCCUUUCUGAAGACCAGCUUGAGACUGUGCUUACGUUUCUUACAUCGACUUUUCUGGACCAAACCAAGGGUUCGGAAUUGAAAGAUCAAGCACUUGGUGCGAUUCUUGCUGCCAGCAAUCUGGAAGAGAAAUGCACAGAUUUACACCGUCAGGAAUUCUUAAGCAGCAGAGAGAAAGAGAAAGUGAGCGUUCUGAACGUAGUGCUACCCAAACUUUUGGACGCGGUGCAGGAAGCGUGUUCGCCUGAGCCCUUAGAUUUUCACUUGCGUGCUCUGGCUGCUCUCUCUGCUUCUCGAGAAUCCGUGCGAGAAAAAGUGUUGAAGGUGUUGGGCCAACUAGUCCCCAGCAAGCUUGGCCAAACGCUGGCCCUAGCUGACGGAAGUUUUGAGUUUGCCAAGGCGGUUAUGAUCUUUAGGUGUUUAAGUGGACAGAUCAUCCCCUUUUGCGAGAUUGGCAGCGUUGGUCAACUAGCCGCCUGUGAUGUGGUCAUGGACAUCUGGAGAUCAAUUGGGAGUCUACCUCAAUCCACUGUUUAUAUUGCCCCUGAUAUUCUUCUGCCCUUGAUGGAAGUGAUUCGGGUCACAGUGCAAAGAUGCCCUGAGAGAUUACAGAAGGAGAUUCUCACUAUGAGUCUUAGUGUUUUGCAGGGGGGAUAUUCCCCUGAGCAAAACACUAAGCUUAGUGGGGUCCGAUCUCUUAGCGCAAAACACAUGGAGGGUAAAGAAUGGCUCGUGGCCCUCGUCGGAUCUGUGAUAGUGGGGUUGCUUCCUUCAGUUUUGUUUGAGGAAAGAGAAAGCGUUUUACGGCUUUUAGUCAGUACAUCAGUUGCCAAUCUGGACCCCGUGAUUACAGAUACUGCCGCACAGGCCGCUGCCUCUAUGCUUAAUAAGUGGAAUGAAAAAAAAUCGGAAUCUGAAGAAGCUGGUAGCUUUCCCCUGAAGGAGGCGAUAACUAUCGCCGUGGAUGAAGGUUGGAUGCCCAUUAUUAAACAGGUUCGGCGAGACGGUACAGGGGAUAUGCCAAAUAGUUUUUGCGCAGAAGAUGCAGAAAAAUCAGCAGCCAGAUCUAUUUACGCGCUUGCAUUGGCGGGGAAAGGACUGGCAAUGAGAGGACACUCUAGAAUUGCUGAUAUAGCUGGCGCAAUGCUAAGAGUUCUUGAGUCUCUAGGGAAGCCUGUAGCGUACAGUGGUACGACUGACAGUUUUGAAAUGAAAGACCAAUCAGAUAAGUUAACCGAGUCCGCAGUUGGAAGGGCAGCAGUGGAGAGCUUUGGGCUUAUUGUCAAUGAACACGCCUCAUUUUUGAGCAAGAGUCAAAACGCUGUCAUCAGACCUCUAUACAAACAGCGGUUUUUCACCAGCAUACUCUCACCCCUCAUUGAAGCUGUGCGCCUUGAUAGCAACCAGUCGUCCAGGAUCUGGUUCUAUCGUUCAUUUGCAUGUCUUCUUUCUGGUACACCUCUUGGUGCUGUCUUGACAGAAGGGAAGAGGGUUUUUCCUUUAAUUCUUGAGGGUCUUUCGACCCUGUGCACAUAUCCAGAGGAUUCAGAAUAUGUACUUCAGCUCUUGCUGUCUUUAUCCUCGUUCCUUGUUGAUGAGAGUAAUGGCAGAAGUUUUGCAGCUGAAUAUGUACAGUCGAUGGUGAAUAGAUUGGUACCCGUUUCGCAGUACAAAUCAUCAAUGAUGAUUCGAGAAUCUGCGUUGCAGUGCUUAGCAGCCAUCGUGGGCUUGUCGUUCACCCGCGUAUUCCCUGUGAAAUCUCAGGUGAUGAAAGCGAUCACAAUAGCAUUAGAUGACAAGAAAAGAUUAGUGCGCAAGGAGGCCGUUCGAUGUCGUGAAGUAUGGUCUGCCAUUACCUCCACGUAGCGUUCACUUCCAAUGAGUUCAAAUUUGUACAGCAGGAAAAACCCAGUUUUGCAUAUUUUGUAGUCAGGUUCGGGUUCAGGUUGCACCACGGGCAACAUUUUGGUCAAUGUUCAACUUAGGAAGGAACGCGUUUGGUGGAUGCCAGAAGAUAUCUAUUGUAAUAGAUUUUUCUAUCAAUGAUAAAACUCAUGUGAGAAUUAA